Messenger RNA from Anopheles stephensi (Asian malaria mosquito), 5353 nucleotides. It is a transcript of the gene loh, whose product is annotated as thrombospondin type-1 domain-containing protein 4. The record is from RefSeq and is a predicted model, not a curated record. Gene Ontology annotation, molecular function: metalloendopeptidase activity. NCBI's taxonomy places the organism in Eukaryota, Metazoa, Arthropoda, Insecta, Diptera, Culicidae. Bases 745 to 4422 code for a protein of 1225 amino acids. The transcript has 12 exons. Gene Ontology annotation, biological process: extracellular matrix organization. Gene Ontology annotation, cellular component: extracellular matrix.
GUGCACAGCAGUGUGUAGCGUGUGCGAUGGCAGCAGCGCUGUAGCUUUGCGAUCAUCACUUUCUUCGUGGUUUUGGGAAUUGACGAAAAUGGCGUGAUAACUUACUUAAAUAGAGUGAAAAACAAUUUUGAAGCAAGUGAAAUGAAAAAAGUUUUCCAGAAUGGUGGUGGCAUUGCUCGCUCCUCCGUGUGACUAGCGAAUUUAAUUUCAUUCCAAUUUAUCCGUUCGAGUAUAUCGUGCAUUGGUAAAAUAAUCAACUUUCCCGUUUUAUUUACCAGCGCACACGCAGCGCAAAGAACCCCAUACCGAAGUGAAGUGAUCGUGGAAAUUUAAUAUAUUCCGAAGUGGUUCCGACGUCCGAUGUGUGUGCCCAGCGCCAACGGCAAUAGUCCUCCGAUGGACAAAAGUGUAGAAGUGUCAUUUGGGAAAGCGCGAAUUGUUGUGUGCCAUUGAGGGAAAACUUUUCCAGCAUUAAGCAUUUCACCUCCACGUGGUGGUGCCCGCGUGCUCGCUUACCAUUUGCAUCCAUCCGCUUGAUUGGAUGACAGUGUUGAAAAUUAAUUUUAAACGAAAAGAGUGUGAGUUUUUUUUUUUCAAUCGUUGAUCGUGUGAAACGGAACCGACAGUCAGCAGCAGGUGGAAGUGAAAUUGUUUGAAGCAUUUCGGCAGCAAGAACCAUCUCUACCUGCUACACAGCUUCAUUCUAACCAAGCGCACGGGGGAGCAUAAACAACAAAAAGCACGAUGAUACUCAGGCUGGUUUGCUGUAUCACAAUCAUCGCCAUCACUUCAAGCGACACGAUCGGAGCGGACCUCUCCACAAGAGAUCGCAUACGGAUUCACCGAGAAUGGCUCGAAAGGCGGGCCGCGAAGCGGUCGGAUGUCAGUUCCUCGAAUUCACCUCCCGACUCGUUGGUAGCAACGACUCAGCGGACAACCUAUAUGCGAAAGUUAAUCAAAUUCAAGAACGAAAACGAACCGCUGUCAGAGAAUGACAUUUCGUUCGUUCCCCACUUCGGUAACGGUGCGGAAAUCGGUGGCGGCAACAGUAAUGGGCCCGUUGGUGUCAAUAAUGGUUCCGGGCCCGAAUCGGCCCCGACCAGUGCCAGCAAGCAACAGGAUCGGCAUCACCAUCAUCAGCAUCAGCAUCAUGAUCAUCAGCAUCAUCAUUCCGACCGACAAAGUCAGCAGCGGACGAAUAUCCAGCAUCAUGGCGUCCCGGCAGCGUCCCGAACGAGCGAAAAAGAAAUUUUGACAGACGAUGCCGAACGGUACCGGUAUGAUGUGGUUUCGGCACAAGAUGGCAACCGACAUCCGAAUGUGGAAUCCGGGCCCCGGUCGGAAGAUUCACCGACGGUUGUGGAUGAAAGCGAUACGAAGCAGCCGCUUGUGUACAUUAUGGAACCACCGACAGUAACGUCACCAGCGCCGGUACUAGAGGACGUUCGAGGCCCUGUUUCUGGGCUGAGAGCUGGCGAGUUUCCGGCCACAACAGCCGCUACCACCCCCCAGGUUGAGGAACCAACCGAGAAAAUUGAUGCCGCGGUGGUCGGUUCGAGCCACCACCAGCCGCAGCAGAACGAGAGCAGGCAGCAGCACAAUGCUGCCGAAGCAAAUCCCUUAAAUAAUGAUUUGUCGGCCGGUACGAACGUAGCAACACUCGCACCUGCAAACGCAGCGACCACCGACCACCGUAAAUCAAAUCCAAUGGCAACCCAAACGACGUGGGACACUGCUGAGGAAGCGCCUCCGAGCGGAAGGCCUUCGGCAAACGGUGUGGUCCGUUCGAGUGGGGUACCGUCCGGUGAAGAAAGGAAAAGUGUUCUAAUGACAACCACCGACCAGGAUCCAGUAAUGCAGGAAGCUGUUCAAGAGCAGAAUGUCGCACCGACGACGGGUUCUGUAGCCGGCUCGAUGAAUGUCACGGUGCGCAAUCUUUUCGGCCCAUGGAGUAACUGGACGGCUUGUUCGAGAUCAUGUGGAGGAGGUGUCAAGACUCAGGUUCGAAGCUGCUGGAAACGAGAGUACAUCAACGGUAAAAAGAGCACCAAACCUGCAGCCGAGAGUUUCGAAUGUAUCGGAAUCAUCAAGCGUUACCAUUUGUGCAAUGAACAGGAAUGUCCCACCACCGAUGGCGAUUUUCGUGAGCAGCAGUGUGCCAGCUUCAACAGCCAAACGUUUCAGGACAAACGCUACAUUUGGGAAGCUUUUGUGAAAGAGGAUGCCGAAUGUGAGCUGAACUGCAAGCCGAUCGGUAUGCGCUAUUUUGCAACGCUUAACAAAACGGUCAUCGAUGGAACGCCUUGCUCGAAGCCCACCGAAUAUUUCCGCCGCAAUAACAGUGGCCGUGGAAUAUGUGUCGAAGGACUAUGUAAGGCCGUUCACAACAGUGGCGUUAUAUCGGGCACGUUCAUGAACAAUGGCGCCGUCCGGUGCGGAAUGACCGUUUGCCGUCCCAUUUCCGGUAUCUACACGAAGACCAACCCGAACAAUGGCUACGUCCACGUGGCGACCAUUCCGUCCGGUGCAUCCAACAUCACGAUAACGGAACUACAGAACAGCCAGAACUAUCUAGCGCUGAAAACGGCCGAUCAACGGUUUUUUAUCAACGGGGACUACACGAUCUCGCUCAGUGGACAUUACAUCGCCGCCGGGACUGUGUUCGAUUAUCGUCGAGUCGAUGGGCUGAACAACGGUUCCAACAGCAGCUUCCGGCACGUGGAAGGCAUCACCGAAUGGGUGACUGCGCUCGGGCCCACCAACGAACCGGUGCAGGUGUUUCUGCUUUCACAGUCACCGAACCCGGGCAUCAAGUACGAAUACUUCCUACCCGUCAAUGUCAACCCGACCGAACCCACAUCGCAGGAAGAAGUUCCCAGUGUCGAAGCGGGAAAUGAAAUCUCGGAAAAGUCCAAUCUUCGAGUGCCAAAACAGCGUUUGGUAAGUUCGGUUAACAGCACGAACACUCCCAGCACAGGACGGGUUGGUCAGCGCAAGCGAAAGUACUUGUGGAAGGUGAUCGGGUUCAGUGCGUGCAGCAAGUCGUGCGGCGGAGGCAUCCAGCAGCCCAUCAUCAAGUGCGUCCGCGAAUCUCCGACGCGCGUGUUUUCCGUCAAACGAUGCGCCCAUCUGCAACAGCCGGUGCUGAACGAGAAUUUGUUGCGCUGUAACACUCAACCGUGCCCCGCGUACUGGAAGCUCGGCGACUGGGACCAGUGCAAUUGUGAGGAAAAGUACGACGAGGAAGUAUUCCGCACGCGCGAAGUCAAGUGCGUGCAAGAGCUGCUGUCCGGCAUUGUGAUACAGGUCAACAAUGGAGCUUGCAUGGAAGAGCUUCCGCCCAGCACGGAACGAUGUGAGUGCUCGCGCGUCGUUAAACCUACACCGGCGAGAACGGAAAAGCCCCGCUACAAACCUACCGAGAGCCAACACCAACACGAACAUCGGGGCCAUCGAGGACAGCACCAGCACCAGCACCACGACCAUCACAGCGCGGGUGCAAGCCACAGUCACACACAGAACGAUAUGGAAAAUGGCCCAAUAGCGAGCAGCGGGCUUAUCGUGCCGCACAGUCGCCAACGGACCGACAUAAACCACAUCAACUAUCGGGCAGAGUCGAAGAAGACGGGGGUCUGGCUGACUGCGAACUGGAGCACCCGGUGCUCAACGACGUGCGGCAUCGGCAUGCAGACACGAUCGAUCUUCUGCGAUCGCAGCUCCUCGGUCAACUCGGAACGGUGCGAUCUGCGCAUGAUGCCGGAAACGUCCCGUGAGUGCACCAGCAAUCGAGCGUGCGAAUUUGGCGAAUGGUUUGCGGGUCCUUGGACUCUGUGCUCCGGAGAUUGCUUCAAUCUAACACGCUCCAGAACGGUGCUCUGCAUUCGUAACGACCACUUUGCGCCGGAAAGCGAAUGUGACACGGAGCUACGACCGAAAUCGAUCGAACCGUGCGACAGUGAAUCGUUCGAGGAAUGUAAACCCAGGUGGCACUUCUCCGAAUGGACCGAGUGUACCAAGCCCUGUGGCGGAGGCAAUCAGCGCCGUGUGGUCAAGUGUUUAGAGUUCAACUUGCGCGACAAAAUGCUCCAGGAAUCGGGUGGCUGCCGGUACGUCGAUCGGCCCCUAUCGUACCGGGUGUGUAAUGAGGAGGCUUGCCCACUAUCGACCGCUUCAUCCGUCACGUCUGCCACGACCAGGACGACAACGGCCGCAUCCUUACCCUCCUACUCCACGACCGCGUCCUCCACUUCAUCGGUGGAUCCAUACUACGAAGCACGAUCGGAUAUGAUGCCGAACGACGAGAACUGUCGCGACGAUUUCCCCAACUGUACGAUAGUGUUAAAGGCCAAACUGUGCAACUACGCGUACUACAGCCAGGCGUGCUGUCAGAUGUGCCGAACGCGACAGAACGAGCUGUACUAAAGCGCGGAACCGAGUACUUUUGGUUUGCACCCCAUUAACACAACACUACACGAGGCUGCGCAGGCUGAAGGGUUGAGCGUAUUAUCCUGCGUCCAUUAUUAAUUUAAAAAGCACAAAAGCCAAGGGAAGGCAACAUUUGCGUUGAAUCCAUCCUAAAUUACCUGCGGCGAGCAAAGAGAGCAACCAUUCAACAGUAUUUUUGAGCAGGGCAGGAGAACUGUGUGUCAUAUGUGCGUUGAUCAACUCCCAUUUUCAGUAGCUUUUGGGUUUUUAGCAGUAGCCAAGAACGUAAACUAGGCGCCGAUCAGCAAACAGCAAUAAACCUAUCGCCCUUCAUACUAGCCAUCAACUGAAUGAAGAGCGUUUCGAGUGCAGGCAGCGAGUGUGCAUACGUGCACUAAUGCACAACGCCCGGACGGCGAACGAUCGAGCAUGAUGUUUCCAUUAAUCACACACAGCAGACAACAGCUCGUACUGAGGGUUUGAACACUAACUAAUCGGCAACCAUUUUUUCUUUCUCCGCCAUCGUUACGGAACACUUAAUACUUAUUUGCAACAAAGCAGUGUCGUUACGUUUAGAUUUCGUGCAGUUUUCCCAAGGAAGGAACGGAUGGAAAGGAAAAGGGGCAGAGUUUGGAGUGGCUGGUUUAGUUGCGACCGGUAGCCAAACCUGAGGCGGUAGUAAUUGGUUAAAUAUUUAUCAGAGAGAAAUACUUACACCUUCACAUCGUUACACAUCAACAAAGCGAAUCAUUAUUGUUAGUGACAAUUUGCGACUAAUAAAAAAAAAACAACCGGCGACAAACUGGUGAACAUUCGCCAGAACAAGAUGCGACAGAAAGAACCCCAGCAAAGGUAAAUGAAUUUUCACUCACUGUAACUAUAACAUUAGAUCUCCCUCUUUUUCCAAUAAACGUUUGAUAACAUUGGA